This is a messenger RNA of Kalmanozyma brasiliensis GHG001, 4029 nucleotides long. Its product is annotated as Nucleoporin. Gene Ontology annotation, molecular function: protein binding; structural constituent of nuclear pore. Lineage: Eukaryota; Fungi; Basidiomycota; Ustilaginomycetes; Ustilaginales. Gene Ontology annotation, biological process: poly(A)+ mRNA export from nucleus; protein import into nucleus; transcription-dependent tethering of RNA polymerase II gene DNA at nuclear periphery. Gene Ontology annotation, cellular component: nuclear pore outer ring. The transcript has a single exon. The record is from RefSeq and is a predicted model, not a curated record. Bases 1 to 4029 code for a protein of 1342 amino acids.
AUGUUCACAACACCAUCACGAGCGAGGGAUGCAAGGUCAUCGACGCCGCUCGCUGGGGCUGGUGUCGGCGCAUCUCGCUCCGUCAAUCGAUCUUCACGUGCUGGGACACCCGUCUUUGGCGCUCAAGAUCCUCUCUCACCUCCCUCCUUUCUUUCACAAAACACAUAUCGACGCGGCGACACCAACAACACGACCGAUGCUGGGGACGUGUCAUCCGGCUCGCUUUUUCUGGGCGGCAACACGAGGGCCCGCACGACUCGAGCGCGACCCCGUCCGUCUUCCAUGCUAGCUGCUCCUGGUCCCAACGUUUCGCUCCUCAGCCCUGGCAACGCAUACGACAGAGAGGGGUCCGUGAUCAGCGACGACGCUGACAUGCGUUCUGUUGCCGAAUCAACCUACUCUGCCUCCCACGCUGGAUUCGGCCGACGUCCACCGGUCGCGACCAAGGAUGCGAAGGCGCAGCUCGAGGAAGGCACCGUCCUGCUGGGAGACCAGUGGAUGCACGUGUCCACCUACUCGAAGCUGCCGACUGAGGUGCCGGAGGUGCUCAGCGACGCAGAUCUCUAUAUCGACGCUUUCCAAGGUCAUCUCGACGUACAGACCGGAUAUGCUUGUCUCGUUUCUCGCAGCCAGUGCUUCGUAUGGAACUACUCGAGCCGGGGCAUCGGCACUGGUUCGCCUACAUGCUUCGUGUUCCCCGUCCCUCAGUAUGCCUCCUCAAGUAUGACAGCUAUCAACGAUCUUGCACACUGCUGCUUCCUCCCUCGUGGCUCGAACAGGGAGCCUGCGCUGCUGCUCGUAGCUCCCGAUGGUCAGAUCUGCCUCUGGGAAGGCAUCUCGUCGUCGCUGACACGUCAAGAUCGUGCGCAGCGCAUCUCGGCGCCGCUCUCUUCGGCGUCUGAGACCAUCGUUCAGCUGCAACGUGUCGACGAGUCGACCGUCGUGCUGGCGACCAGCCAGUCUCGCCUGCUGCGCGUGUCGGUGGGCAGCAGAGCCGGCGUGCUCCAGGCCGAGGUUCGACCGUUCUCCCAACAGCGCGGUCUGCUCGGCCGCCUCUUCGGGUCGAGUUCCGCCAUGGGCUCCUCGAACGACCAGAUCACCUCCAUCGCCGUAUCGCCCGUGCAACCCGGCAAGCAGGGUCGCGAGAUCUACGCGAUCCGCAGAAAGACGCUGCAAAAGUGGCAGGUGCUCGAUCAAGGCGGCGAGCGUCUGCUCGCUGAACAGGACAUCCAGCAGGUCGUGGCCAGCAGCGUGCUGCAGCUGAGCGAGGAGCGGUACAGUGCGGCUCAGAGCCUCUCUUUCGACAUUCUCGAUGGCGCUGUGCAGUCGGACGGCCGGCUCGUGCUGCUGUAUUCGCAGGCAAAGACCGAACGCGAGCCGCUCAACUUUGGCUUGGCUAUCAUCGACGCUGUCAAGGAUACGAGCUCGUUUGUCGUGGCUUCCCUUCUCGCCAUCGACUACUCGAGCUUCGCCGACCCACGUCCGUACGCCACACCGACGCUCAGCCUGCCCAAUGGCGGACCGGCAACCUUCAUCUGCUUCGCCGACACUGUGGUUGCCAAGCAGCUCGAGUCCGGCUGCGAAACCUUUGAAGAAAUCAUCAAGCUCAAGGACGACGUCAAGAACCGCUUCAUCGGCUCGGGCUGCGACACCGUCCACCUGCACCCCACCAACGCCGUCGCCGCGCUCUCGCUCAUCUCAGCCACGUCGGGCUCGCUGCUGAUCGAAACGAAUAUCGGCGAGAUCCGCAACCGGUGCACAGCGUACACGACCUCCGCCGACCGCCAGCGCGCCGACACCGAACGGCUCAAGGGCAAGCUCGAACAGGCGCUCUACUACUCUGAGUCGCCACUCAAUCCUCUGACGUUUGCACUACCGGGACAGCUGCAGGGAACCCUCAUGACGGCGUGCGAGGAACUCAGUCGCGAGCUCCUCACGUUCAGCAACCCAAUCUCGCAAAGUGUGCCGCCCUCGGUGGAUUUGCGGGCGGCGCUCAAGGAUCGACUGGGAAAACUGCGGUUUUUGGUCAAAUUCGUCGCGGCAUGUGGUCAUUUGGAGAAGCUACCGCAGACGACGAAGCGACAGCUGCGGGCGGACGCGGAACUGGCGGCGGCGCUCAACGAGCUGUGGGUCUACCAGAACGAGUUCUAUUCCUCGUCGCAGGGCGCGCAGAGUCCGCUUGCGAAGGCGAUUGAAGCGGUCAUGGCUGAGCAAGGUUUGGCUGCUUCUGGCGAUGAUUUGGUUCGACGGUUUUUCCGACAUCACGCCGAUCUGACGACUCGUGUGCUCGAGAGGGUGUGGAGGCAGACCAAGAGCGUUUCGACCCAAGCGCUGCGUGUGCGCUCCAACGACGUGGUCGAGCUCAACCGCACCACCCUCUCUGCCUUCCGAGCUGCUCUGCGGUAUCGAAAAGAAAGCGGGCCGCUGUACGGUAUUUUGGACGCACCUACGGUGUUCGAACCCUGGACAGCCCAGACCGGAUCCGUGCAGCUGCUCGAGAGCCUUUUCUCGCUGACCGUCAACCUGAUUCCGGACCGAACGCGCGAGUUGGGUAGCAGCAUCGAUGCGCCCAGUACCGAGUUCUCGUCGGUGAGCGAAGAGGUCAAACGCGAGUAUCGCGUGCAGGUGGAGCUCAAGACUCAACUCGUUUCGCUGGCGGAAUUGGCGUUGGCGUGCUACACGGAGCGAUUGCGGUAUCUCGAGGCUGCACGGGACGAGGGGGUGGGGGAGAGGGAGUGGUCGGUUUUUGCGACAACGUAUCGCAGUGCGAGACCGCAGUUCAUUCGACCGCUGGUGAGCGUCGGGCGGUCCGAUCGGGCGUUUGGGCUUGCCGAGCAGUAUGCGGAUUACCGCACGCUGGUCGAGUUGUGUAUGGAGCCAGGAACGAGGAGCGAGGCGAGAACGGAGACGUAUUUGGAGCGCUAUGGGGAAGCCUUUGCGUUUGAACUCUACGAGUGGUACCUCGAACAGGGGCAAACGCGGACAUUGCUCAGUCAGAAGGAGGAGCAUGCGUCGCUCGUCAGCGCCUUCCUCUCCCAACCGGGACGAGACAGGUUGGGGUGGUUGCACGAUCUUCGAUUGCGCCAGUUCGACGUGGCCAGUGGCAAGCUGGAGCGUCUCGGUCUGGUCGAAGCCGAUCUAGCCCAGCGACGACUCAUGUUGAGUCUCGGCAAGUUGGGCUAUCUCUCGACGCUAGGCGUGGAAGAGCUGGGCAAGGUGGGGGUGCAAAAGCAGGUGGAGUUCUUCGAUGAUCGAUUGGAUCUCGUUGCAGUGCAGGAUUCGAUGGUUGCGUUGUGGGAGGAUUGUCUCCCGCAAGGAUUGCCUAUGGACCUUCCCAUCGCUGGGUCGACGGCCGGAGUGGCGCUAGCAGAGCAGGUGGUGGAUGUGACGGCGACUCGAUUGGCCGAAUACCCCGCGUAUCGACAGCACUAUGUGGGAUUGGUAGGAAGGUUGUUGUUGGACGGGCAGUAUUUGGGUCCGGAAGAUCUGAUUGAUCUGUUGACCUUGAAGGAUACACCCGAGCAUCAGUUGGAGGACCUAGCUACGGCGGUGAAGGUGCUCAUUCGGGCCAACGACAUUCCUGCAACCCGACGCAACGCCGCCCUCCGCGCUAUCUGGAAAAGAGCCAUUGUCAGGGACGACUGGUCCGCCCUCAGCGAGACGAACAACGUCUCGGAUGAGGUGCUCGAAGAAGACCUGCGCGCAACGGGGCUUCAUGCGGUCGUAAAGGAGGUCCUCAGCGAAGACAACAGCGAGGCUUGGCUGGACGUCAACGACCUAGCCCAGGAAGGAGCGGAUGCGAGGGUCGUGCUCGAGGCAAGGUUUGCGGGCGAACCGGAUCACUUUGUCGGGUUGUUGGCAGAGGAUGCGCAGAAGGAGACGAGGGCCGUGGCGAGCUUUUUGGAGGAUACGGAUUUGCCCCGGUUGGCGGACGAGGUGGCCAGUUUGGCUGCUAGGGAGGAGGGAGAAGGGGAAAUGGGGGAUGUUACGCUCAACGGGGCCGAGGCGGAGGAGAUGCUCAUCGAGUAA